GGCAACCCGCAUAACCCCAAGGAGCGAAAGCGUGCAACCCAACAAACGAUCAAUGACAAAAGGGGAAAGUUCUCCAACUAAUGUCGACGAUAUUAUCCAGCACUACUACACCUUCAUUAGUACAAGCACCACUGCGCAGAAGGAAAUAGAGGCGUACUUUCUACGGCAGGAGGUGGACAUCCGCAAGCGCGUCGGCCUGCUGGACGAUCUUCAGCGCGCCAUAAGCGACGAACGGCGUUGUUUGGAGGUGCGGCACCAAGAGUGUCGGGCGCGGAUUAGCGCAGCCCGGCACCAAAAUAUUUUACUGCAGUCCGAAAAACGAAAGGUCCACGACGCGGUUGAUUCUUCUCAAAAUGUCAUUGAAAAGGAAGAGGAGACAACCGAGGCUGAAUUAAGAGCGUUGGAUGAGAGUAUAGCUAUGGAGGACAAGCUUAUGAGGGAAGCUCUUGACACUCGUGAUGCGCUCGAAGCGGAGGCAAAAUCGAUGCGAGCCAAAGAGGCCCGCUGCGAACACGAGGAAUUUGACAUGGAUAAGGCACUCAUAGAGCUUCGUAGUUUUGUGACUGAGAUCGAGCAGCGGAAGAAGUCCCUUUCGAAAAAAAAUGGCACCAUUGUGGAGUGGAACCAGACGCUGGAGGCGCGCGAAAGGGAGCUAGUUCGAUGCCAGGAUGAGUUGCAAGAUGCGUUGCGCGUCUUGAAGUGCAAUGAGCUUCAGCUGGGAAUGAAUCGAAUGGGAAACAAUACGGUUGUCCCGAACAUAUCGCAGAGGGAAGUCAUGGAUGAUUACGACAUGUGCAUUGUGCAUGAGGGCACUCGUGAAGAAAUUGACUUUGAGGAUGAAGACGGUGGUGUAUAGCCUGUAGCGUGGUGUGGGUAUGUAUAGUAACCUUUUAGAACGUAUCCAUAGGCAUGUUUCAAAAGGAUUGGGAUGGGGAGGAUAUUAAUAAGGGGUAAGUACAUCUAGACAAAAGGGAUUAACAUAGAGGUACAGAUUGUUUCUAGAGCGUCUACUUUUAGGUUCGUUCCCUUUCAAAUGCAAAAGUGCCGGGGUUAUCUGUUUUUUUCUUUCGGUGUGUUGGAAAUUAGAUUUCGUAUAUUGCGGGUUCACCCUCUCCCUCUCCCCCCACCCCCACCCCCUACUUACCAUUUGGUUCUCUAUUGAUGAUAAAAUAUGACGAACAACGUAAUAGUAAUUCUUGAAGGCUUUGACCAGCCGAAGCGA
This is a messenger RNA of Phytomonas sp. Hart1, 1222 nucleotides long. The record is from the annotation of a GenBank genome assembly. Lineage: Eukaryota; Euglenozoa; Kinetoplastea; Trypanosomatida; Trypanosomatidae.